Messenger RNA from Guillardia theta CCMP2712, 1119 nucleotides. RefSeq lists its product as hypothetical. The record is from RefSeq and is a predicted model, not a curated record. Bases 1 to 1119 code for a protein of 372 amino acids. NCBI's taxonomy places the organism in Eukaryota, Cryptophyceae, Pyrenomonadales, Geminigeraceae. The transcript has 14 exons.
AUGUCUCGACGCCACGUGGUGCAGAUUCUGCAGGGUCUGGUCUUGCUGUCCUUCCUUCUACUUGUGUCAGGUGAAGGAUGUUGCAUGUUCGCGCUGGGAGAAACCAACGUGAGGCUGUUGGACAGCUUCAAGCUCCAACUCCCUCAGAACUCCUGGCCGUCUGAUGUAGCAGAGAAUCCGUUGCUCAUGGCCAUCGACUCUGCCAGUUUACAGCAGAUUCCUGCAGGAUGCAAGCCGUUCGGACCUGUGUGGUUGAUUUCUCCUGCUAUUGGUCUGAAGGCUUCGGCUGUGGUCAACCUUCCACUCAUCAAGCUCUUGAAUCGUUCCUCCGAAUGGCAGAGGAUCGGCGUGUGGCAGAAUCAGUCAUCCUCCGCCGUCUCUACGACUGCGGACGCUCUCGGAGUCUUUGGGGUCUUCAGCAUCGACUCUCAGGUCGUUAUCAGCGCCAACCCUCAAGACUCGACCAGCAACUCGCAGGCUGAGGGAUCGAGCGACACGUCGGAAUCCUAUCGACAAUCCGAGGAGGAAGAGGAAGACGACGAGGAGAGGAAGACAGACAGUGCGGAGAGAGUGAUGAAGGACAAGAGAAAGAAGGAGGAACAGGAGCAGGAGGAGGAGGAGGACAGGAAGGGGAGGAAUGAUGAUAGUGAUGAUAAGGAGGAGGAGGAGGAGGAGGAUGGGUGGGUUAACGAUCAAAGCAAGGAUCAGAAAGCUUCAGCAUCGCAGAGGAGUGAAUCCGACGACUCGUCCUCUCCUCCCUCCACUGACCGAGUCUCGUCUCGUCGUUCACUUGAGGGAGAGAAGGAGGAGGAGGGGGAGAAGGAGAAGGGAGAGGAAGGAGGAGGGGGCAAGAGAGAGGGAGACAGCAAUGGCAGCCCUGCGGUCUCGGCUGAGGGCGAGAGGAGGGGAGAGGGAGGAGGAGGGCUCGACUCCUCCUUCAACGAGUCCUCCCUGCUGGAACCAGCCGCUGUCAACAUGACUCGUCAGCCGUCUCCUCACACCCUGGAGAUCGAGUCAACGUUGACUCGCCUGCGGAAGACCCGCGAGUCGGCGCUCAACUUUCAGAGCAGGACGCGGCAGGACCUCUCAAGGGCGCAUCAAGGACAUCUCGGUAGAUGA